UCAGGAACACCCUGGUCCUCCUUCGGCCCCUCCCGGUCCCGCCUACCCGGGAACUCCCCGGCCCAGCCGCCCUGGCUGCUGGGAGGGGAGCGGUGCUCCCCAGCCCGCGUCAUCUGAUGCUGUUUCCUGCAGAAGGGAGAAGAGCGGAAAAAAGUGAAACUCCACCCUCCACCUCUGCCUCCCGCCCCCGGGGCCAAAGUACAAAGGGAGGAGGAAGAAGGGAACGGGGCUGGAGCCGUCGGGCCGAGAGAGCCCGGGUCGGGAGGAGGCAGCUCGCACCGCCCAGCACGCUCGGGUCAGCCCCCGCGCGGCCACGACCCUCCGGAGCCCGGGAGUCGCCCCGCGGGCCCCGCCGUUCGCUUGGCCCGAGCCAGAGCCCGGCGCCCGGGACCGAGGGCCAGACGCGCGGGCCCCUCCGAACCGGCCAUGGUGAGACGCCGGAGGCCCCGGGGUCCCACCCCCCGCGCCUGACCACACGGCCCGGGCGCCCCUCCUCCCGAAGCCCGAGAUGCGGGGGGCCGGGAGGCGGCACUCCUGGCUCCCCAGAGAGGCGUGGGUCUGGGGCUGAGAGCCGGGGCCCGGAUGCCCAGGCUCUGGGACUAGGGCCUCGGUAGGCGGCAGGGGUGGGGACCGGGGGCACCCUAGGAAGGUCCCCCCACGCCCCAACACCGGAUCCCAGCCAUGGAGCCCUUGAAGAACCUCUUCCUCAAGAGCCCGCUGGGGUCCUGGAACGGCAGUGGCGGUGGGGGCAGUGGGGGCGGCGGCGGCUGGCCCGAGGGGUCUCCGAAGGCGGCGGCGGCGUAUGCCAAUCCGGUGUGGACAGCCCUGUUCGACUACGAGCCCAAUGGGCAGGACGAGCUGGCCCUGCGGAAGGGCGACCGUGUGGAGGUGCUGUCCCGGGACGCGGCCAUCUCCGGCGACGAGGGCUGGUGGGCGGGCCAGGUGGGCGGCCAAGUGGGCAUCUUUCCGUCCAACUAUGUGUCUCGGGGCGGCCCGCCCCCCUGCGAGGUGGCCAGCUUCCAGGAGCUGCGUCUGGAGGAGGUGAUUGGCAUCGGUGGCUUUGGCAAGGUCUACCGCGGCAGCUGGAGGGGCGAGCUGGUGGCCGUGAAGGCCGCGCGCCAGGACCCCGACGAGGACAUCAGCGUGACAGCCGAGAGCGUGCGCCAGGAGGCCCGGCUCUUCGCCAUGCUGGCGCACCCCAACAUCAUCGCCCUGAAGGCCGUGUGCCUGGAGGAGCCCAACCUGUGCCUGGUGAUGGAAUACGCGGCCGGGGGGCCCCUGAGCCGCGCCCUCGCCGGGCGCCGUGUGCCCCCCCACGUGCUGGUGAACUGGGCCGUGCAGAUCGCCCGCGGGAUGCAUUACUUGCACUGUGAGGCCCUGGUGCCUGUCAUCCACCGCGACCUCAAGUCCAACAACAUUCUGCUGCUGCAGCCCAUUGAGGGUGAUGACAUGGAGUACAAGACCUUGAAGAUCACUGACUUCGGCCUGGCCCGCGAGUGGCAUAAAACCACACAGAUGAGCGCUGCGGGCACCUACGCCUGGAUGGCCCCUGAGGUUAUCAAGGCCUCCACCUUCUCCAAGGGCAGCGAUGUCUGGAGCUUCGGGGUGCUGCUGUGGGAGUUGCUGACCGGAGAGGUACCCUACCGUGGCAUCGACUGCCUCGCUGUGGCCUAUGGCGUGGCGGUGAACAAGCUUACGCUGCCCAUCCCAUCCACCUGCCCCGAGCCCUUCGCGCAACUCAUGGCCGACUGCUGGGCCCAGGACCCCCAUCGCAGGCCCGACUUCGCCUCCAUCCUGCAGCAGCUGGAAGCCAUAGAAGCGCAAGUCCUGCGGGAAAUGCCGAGGGAUUCCUUCCACUCCAUGCAGGAAGGCUGGAAGAGAGAGAUCCAAGGCCUCUUCGAUGAGCUGCGGGCCAAGGAAAAGGAAUUACUGAGCCGGGAGGAGGAGCUGACCCGCGCGGCGCGUGAGCAGCGGUCACAGGCGGAGCAGCUGCGGCGGCGCGAGCACCUGCUGGCUCAGUGGGAGCUGGAGGUGUUCGAGCGCGAACUGACGCUACUCCUGCAGCAGGUGGACCGCGAGCGGCCGCACGUGCGCCGUCGCCGCGGCACCUUCAAGCGCAGCAAACUCCGCGCGCGGGACGGCGGCGAGCGCAUCAGCAUGCCGCUGGACUUCAAACACCGCAUCACCGUGCAGGCCUCGCCCGGCCUAGACCGGAGGAGAAAUGUCUUCGAGGUCGGGGCAGGAGACUCGCCCACCUUUCCCCGGUUCAGAGCCAUUCAAUUGGAGCCUGCAGAACCAGGCCAGACGUGGGGCCGCCAAUCCCCCCGCCGCCUGGAGGACUCGAGCAACGGAGAGCGGCGAGCGUGCUGGGCCUGGGGUCCCAGUUCCCCCAAGCCCGGCGAAGCCCAGAACGGGAGGAGAAGGUCCCGCAUGGAGGAAGCCACGUGGUACCUGGAUUCAGAUGACUCAUCUCCCCUUGGAUCUCCUUCCACACCCCCAACACUCAAUGGUAACCCACCUCGGCCAAGCCCAGAGCCAGAGGAACCCCGGCGACCGGGCGCCAGCGAGCGUGGCAGCGGCUCCUCGGGGACACCCAGGCUGAUUCAGCGUGCGCUGCUGCGGGGCACCGCCCUGCUGGCCUCUCUGGGCCUGGGCCGAGACCUGCAGUCACCGGGGGCCCGCGGGGAGCCCGCAGCCACACCGCCCGCGCCGACCGCCCCCGCGUCCCCCGCCGAGCCGCCCCCUUCCCCGCUCAUCCGCUUCUCGCCCAAGAGGCCCGACGCCCCGGCCUCGCCACUGAGCCCCGACGCCCCCCGCCCGCGCACCCCGGCGCCCCUGCUGCUGGAGCUGGGCGUGCCCAGUGGCCAGCCGUCCGCCAAGAGCCCCCGGCGCGAGGAGGAACGGCGCGGAAGUGCCGUCUCCCCACCGCCAGGAAUAUCCCGCUCGGCUCCCGGCACCCCUGGCACCCCACGUUCUCCACCCCUGGGCCUCAUCAGCCGGCCUCGGCCCUCACCCCUGCGCAGCCGCAUCGACCCGUGGAGCUUCGUGUCUGCCGGCCCCCGGCCUUCACCCCUGCCCUCUCCGCAGCCCGCACCCCGCCGGGCACCCUGGACCUUAUUCCCAGAUUCGGACCCUUUCUGGGACUCCCCGCCUACCAACCCCUUUCGGGGGGGCCCUCAGGACUGCAGGGCGCAGACCAAAGACAUGGGUGCCCAGGCCCCAUGGACGCCGGAAGCAGGGCCCUGAGCCACCCGCAUACACUGGAACGCCAGCAGGCCACGCCCCGCUGCCUGGGUGUCCCCCCCGGGACCCCGCCCCCUCGGGGGGUCAGGAACACUACACUGCACAGGAAGCCUUCACACUGGAGGGGGGCUGCACCCCCCACUCACCUGCAACCUGUGGGUCCCUCCCAGCCCACCUGCCCCACUGGGGCCCGACACUGUGCCCAGCAGGCUGGGAGGGGCACGGCCAGUCUCAGGGAAUCGCGCCCGGCGCGCCGGAGGCAAGGAGGUGCAGGGGGGGAGGGGCCCCCUCAGCUCUCACCAGCACUUGGGACCAAGUCUGCCCCUGUGGCUCCUGCCCCCGCCUUAGCGCCCGGGCCCCCACCCCGGCCGCCCCACCCGGGGUCAUCUGGGGCCGGGCUGCUCCGGGUGCCUUCCUGCUGCCCAAGCCAGGCUUGAGGCCUCGGCCUCAGGAUCCAAUGAAGCCAAAUAAAC
Molecule: messenger RNA, 3716 nt
Organism: Sorex fumeus (smoky shrew)
Lineage: Eukaryota; Metazoa; Chordata; Mammalia; Eulipotyphla; Soricidae
Gene: MAP3K11
Product: mitogen-activated protein kinase kinase kinase 11
Exons: 10
Coding region: 682-3246 (854 amino acids)
Biological process (GO): positive regulation of apoptotic process; microtubule-based process; protein phosphorylation
Cellular component (GO): centrosome
Molecular function (GO): protein binding; ATP binding; JUN kinase kinase kinase activity
Source: RefSeq, a predicted model, not a curated record